Molecule: messenger RNA, 2271 nt
Organism: Priapulus caudatus
Lineage: Eukaryota; Metazoa; Priapulida; Priapulimorpha; Priapulimorphida; Priapulidae
Product: delta(3,5)-Delta(2,4)-dienoyl-CoA isomerase, mitochondrial-like
Exons: 8
Coding region: 109-1044 (311 amino acids)
Cellular component (GO): mitochondrion
Molecular function (GO): delta(3,5)-delta(2,4)-dienoyl-CoA isomerase activity
Source: RefSeq, a predicted model, not a curated record
GCGGCGCUUGGAUCGAGAUUGUUGUUGUGCCAGCUUUACUGUUUACACUUUUACAGUAAUUUAAUUACUAAUUAGUACACUUGUGUUACAUAUAUGAUAUAGAUUGAAAUGUUUGUCUGCUCAAGAGUUAUUAAAAGUUUGUUAGAUGGUGGUAGGCAAACAAAGGCAGCUUUGAGACUAAGCAUGAGAACCAUGUCUUCAGGCAUAUCCUCGCAGUAUAAGUACGAGACAUUAGAGGUUUCGCAACCAUCAGACAAUGUGCUGCAGGUGAUGCUGAACAGACCUGAGAAACGUAAUGCUAUGAACAGGAUAUUCUGGAAAGAGAUGGUUGAGUGCUUCACUCAGAUUGAUGGUGAUCAAGACUGCCGUGCAGUAGUACUAUGUGCUGCUGGUCAAACGUUUACUUCAGGUUUGGACCUCACAGAUGCUCAAGAGGUCUUUCAAGCUGCUGAAGAUAAGGAUAUUGCUAGAAGAGCCUUUUUCUUGCGAGAACUGAUCAGGGGUUAUCAGGAGAGCUUCACCGUAAUUGAAAAGUGCAAAAAACCUGUAUUGGCAGCCAUUCACAGCGCCUGCAUAGGAGGCGGUGUUGACAUGGUAACAGCUUGCGACAUCAGAUAUUGCACUCAGGAUGCGUGGUUCGAGAUCAAGGAAGUCGACAUAGGCUUGGCAGCAGAUGUGGGCACACUGCAAAGAAUCCCGAAAAUCAUUGGGAAUGACAGCUUGGUGCGUGAGCUGGUGUACACUGGACGCAGGCUCUAUGCUGAUGAAGCAAAAGAGUGUGGUCUUGUUAACAGAGUCUUUCAGGACAAAGAAGUGAUGUUACAGAGUGCAUUAGACCUGGCCGUAUUGAUAGCAUCAAAGAGUCCUGUGGCUGUACAAAGUAGCAAAGUGGCAUUGAUUUAUUCCAGGGAUCAUUCUGUACCCGAAUCUUUGGAUCAAAUGGCAACGUGGAACAUGUCCAUGCUGCAAACAGAAGACAUCAUGAAGGCAGUAGUUGCACUCAUGUCAAAAGCAAAAGAUCCACCAAAUUUCUCAAAGCUCUGAUUGCACAGUCACUUGUUAUAGAUCCACAUGUUCGUUGGUUGGUAGAUUAAUUCUUAUGUUUGUUAUGUUUAUAUUUUGUCAUUUUAAAUUGGUUGCUGAAUAUUGAAUAUUUGCAAAAUUUAUAAAUGUAUUCACAAUUUUUCAAAAAAAAUGUAUGGAAAGCAAUAAAAAUUAACAUCUAUGUAAAGUUAUUUGUAUAGCAAACAUAAAUCUAAUGAAUGAUAUUGUUUAUCUUUGUGAUUGUAUAUUGUAUAAAAUAAUGAAUUUCAAAUAUAUAAAAUUGUAAUGCCUGAAUGCUUGAUUCCCAGGGGGGUCACUCCCAAACUAAAGUGGUAUGCAUGCUCGUCAAAGCAUCUCAAAAUGGACUCUAAAUGGUGUAUUCAGCGGUAGCAAAUUUCACCCAUUAUUGGCGUAAGAUAAUGUAAAUCUUACCCCUAAAUGGCGUAAGACACUAAAAUGGAUCCCCUAAAUGGCAUAGCACGUAUACUGCGCAUAUUCUACUUUAACGCCCAUCAGAAUCUGACGUUGAGACUAGAAAACCCGGGGAGAAUCCUUUUGAGAACGUAAACACGGAAAUAAAUGGAUGAAUCGAAUGACAAAAACCGGGCAACCUGAAAAGGCACUCCUUUUUCUAAAGACGGUGUAGACGCUACAGGGUCAAAAUCGGACCCUUUUUUGACAUUUCCUCUGACGAGCAUGCGUACCACUUUAGUAUGGGAGUGACCCCCCCUCCCCCGGGGCUUGAUUAAGCUUGUGCCAGUAGUGCACUGCACGUGCCCUUGUGUAAUACAUGCUGUGAUUAUACAUAUGUUACGGAUUAGCUGUUUUCUCUCUGUUUCCGAUGUCUAUCGACCUGAACCUCUCUGACCCAGCCCCACUCUAUAUACUAUCUCUAUAUACUAACAUGCAGUUUGGAUCAGGGGUCCCAGCCCCAGAGGUCACUGAUUACAACCUGAGCACAAUAUAUACGUCAGGAAUAUAUGAUCUCAAAGAGAUUAUUUACUCCUGAUACGCAUGUAUAGGUGGAAUACAACAGUAGCCUUCCGCCAAUUGUUCACUAUUUCGUCUUUGGAAAAUUCAUUUAUUUCUUUUGAAUUUUGUUGUGGUAAAAUUCAGAACUAGAGUUCACUAUAGUUUGCAUUAUGAACGCAAGUAGAUAUCUCGUGGACGUCUAGAUGGCAUUAAAAGUGAGAUUGGUCUUGUCGUGUAAUUGUGCCAUUCCGUCAA